AUGGACAAGACUCUCUAUUUUCUUUUCCGAGGAGAUCUUUUAGCCUGUCUUGAGCAGAGUCUAUUGGAGGAUGAGAGCUGGUACCAAAGCUUCUCCAUUGGCUUCCAGCCUUACAUGAGCGUGACAGAGUCAGCAAAGGAGAAGUUUAGAUCACUGAGCACACCAAGGCAACGUAUAGGGGUGAUGGAUUCUUGGUUGGAUGAUAGUAAGAAGGAUAGGGAUAAAGUAUACCUCUGGUCUUCCUUUGUCAGUGAAAGUACUAGUAAAAUGAGCAGCUCUAAGAAGUCAUCUCUGGCACAUUCAUGA
Molecule: messenger RNA, 306 nt
Organism: Eruca vesicaria subsp. sativa (arugula)
Lineage: Eukaryota; Viridiplantae; Streptophyta; Magnoliopsida; Brassicales; Brassicaceae
Source: the annotation of a GenBank genome assembly